GUCCACUUCAUUGAAAGAUUACUAGGGCAUGCCAUUUUCUCCAUGGUUGUUGCCUCCUCCUCCAUUUUCUCAGCAUGUGAUUUUUUUCUUCUUUUUCUUGGAAACAAAAAUAUCAGAGAAAGAGAGAAACCCCACUUGGAUUACUGUCAAAUAGCUGAUAGAUUGAUUGGAUUUUGGUGCCUUGAUUAUCACAGAAUGGGGAAUCUUUAAGCAUACGCUUCACACAAUCAGUUUUCUUCUUCAUUUCAUGAGUACUUGUUCCAGGUAUGCUGUGUUAAGAUCAAUGAAGUAGCCCAAUUCAUUGGUUUCUUUCUGUUUUUGAUGAAAUGGUAUGUGAGACUCUAGCUGGUUUUAUGCAUAGAAAGUGAGCUUGUAGCUGAUAUGUUUCUACUCUGUUUUGGAGGUACUUUUUCUUUUUGGUUUAAAUUUAUUGAUGUUAUGUACUUUAAGCGUAUGGGUAGGUGAUUCUUUCUGAUUUCCUUUAGAAUUGUGAAUUGCUAAAACGAAGUACAGUGUUAAAUUCACAAGUGCUCUGUUUGGCUGUUGAGAAACUACUGGAGAAUUUAAAAUUUUCAAUGGCCCUACAUUUAUGGUCAAUGAAUGCUAAUUAUCUUUCAAAAAACCAAGGUGUGCUUGAAGGCCGGCAGGCAAAAUUGGAAAGUUUGGAUGGGAAAAAAGAGAAGCUGGUUCAGUUUGGUGAAGGGGGUUUUCAUUUCCGAGGCGAAGAAAAAAGAGGAAAAGAAAUCAAAGAGGUGGAAAUGGGUUUUCACAAGGCUUAAGCUCAAACAAUGCCCUGCACUUGCAGCCCCAUGUAGAACAUUGACUGAGGCAAGAGAUGAGCAGAAAAAGCAUGCUAUGACUGUUGCCCUAGCAACAGCAGCUGCAGCUGAGGCUGCCGUUGCUGCUGCCCAUGCUGCAGCUGAGGUUGUCAGGCUCACAGGCACUCCUCAAUCUUAUCAUACAUAUGACAAAGGAAACCAAAACUUGGCUGCCAUUAAAAUUCAAACAGCUUUCCGGGGACAUCUUGCUAGGAAAGCACUGCGGGCAUUGAAGGGAUUGGUAAGGCUUCAAGCUCUGAUUCGAGGCCAAAUUUUGAGACGCCAAGUAAUCACCACACUCAAGUGUUUGCCCUCCACUGCAAAUAAUCAGGCACAAGUUAACAAAAGGGGAGUUCUGACUGCAAAUGAAAGUUAUAAAGACAGUGAUAACAGAAAGUUUCUUAGGCCAAAGGAAUUGGGAGGGAGAGAAAUAAAGGACUAUGUUAUUGAGCAGCUUGAAGGCAGUAGUAAGAAAAGUUGGGAUUGCAGCAUGUUAUUAAAAGAAGAUAUGGAAACUAUUUGGUUAAGAAAGCAAGAGGCCGUCACCAAAAGAGAGCGGAUGAAGAAAUACUCAUCUUCGCACAGGGAGAGGAUCAAUGCUCAAAUGACAGAGGAAACUGAAUCCUACAAGGAGAAUGGAAAAUGGAACAGCCAGUUUGAGCAAUGGAUGGAUGCCAGGGAAUAUGAAAGAGAAGAACUGGAGAAUUCAAAAUCAACAAUCCAUUUGAAUAUGUUAAACAGCGACAAAAAUGGAACAACAAAUGUUAAAUUGAGAAAUGCCUGUAAACAGAAUUCCAUAGAAGGAUCAAAUUUGCCAUUUUCACACUCGAGGAGAUCAUUUUGUCACAGAAAACAUAAUUCAGAAGCAGAUAACCGUUCCUUCCCAAGCUCUCCAGUUUUUCCAACUUAUAUGGCUACAACAGAAUCUGCCAAGGCGAAGGCAAGAUCAAUGAGCAUGCCAAAGCAGAGGGUUGGGUUUCUAGACAGUUGCUUUGAUCACAGUUCAGCCUACAAGAAUAGGCUAUCAUUUUGGUCUUCAUUUAAUGGUGAAUCAAUAAGCAACAUUGGAAAGAAUGGCACUCCGCAGAAUUCUGUAACCAUGAAAAGCUUUAACUGAGACUCAAAGGAUGCCAGCUUUAGUUCCCGACAUCAGUUCGUGAAAUCAAAUCAAGUUAUGCUUUCAGAAGAUUCGAUACUAGAUGCCUACAAUUAAGUUUGCCAGAUUUUCAUGAUCCUCUCACUGUUUCUAACCCUCACAUUACAUAAAGAAACUUCCAAGCUUGCAACUAUCUCAUUGCUGGAGGAAGUGAAACUAGUUUGAUCUUUGACGUUGAAAUCUUACAUGUUUUAACAUGAAAAUGUAAUUUUGCACAUUUUUUUUC
Molecule: messenger RNA, 2200 nt
Organism: Vitis vinifera (wine grape)
Lineage: Eukaryota; Viridiplantae; Streptophyta; Magnoliopsida; Vitales; Vitaceae
Product: protein IQ-DOMAIN 12
Exons: 5
Coding region: 601-1935 (444 amino acids)
Molecular function (GO): protein binding
Source: RefSeq, a predicted model, not a curated record